This is a messenger RNA of Aspergillus neoniger CBS 115656, 396 nucleotides long. RefSeq lists its product as uncharacterized. Lineage: Eukaryota; Fungi; Ascomycota; Eurotiomycetes; Eurotiales; Aspergillaceae. The transcript has a single exon. Bases 91 to 342 code for a protein of 83 amino acids. The record is from RefSeq and is a predicted model, not a curated record.
UCGCUCGCAACCUUCUCUUACAGUACAUCGAUACCAAACAAACUACUUACUAAAGUAAUCAACUUCGCCAGCCAGCCAGCGAUCCCUGCAAUGGUUGACACGUCCCGACAUCCAGGAGGGGAAAAGCCAUGCAAGUUGAAACAUCCCGCAUGGAAAUCAGAGACAACCAAGAAUAGAUUUCCUUCCCCCCAAACUUGGUGUUGUUGUGCUCCCGUCCCCCUGGUGAUCAUUCUCCAUCAUCUGCGACUUCAUCCCAUGAUCGCAUCAUCUUCCUCGGUUGUUGCGAACCCGUUAAGCAUCCUGACCAACAUCAUCCACACAAUAAAUACACUGACAGAAUAAGGGAUGAUGGUGGCUUACUGUAAAAGGUUUUGAAUACGAUACGAGGCAUGGAGC